Molecule: messenger RNA, 1354 nt
Organism: Rubroshorea leprosula
Lineage: Eukaryota; Viridiplantae; Streptophyta; Magnoliopsida; Malvales; Dipterocarpaceae
Source: the annotation of a GenBank genome assembly
AAACAAAAGGUGUAUUGAAGCAGCAGGCGCAGUUGAGUUCUUGGCCGCAAUUGUAAUCAAUUCCAAUUCCAUGGAAGAAUCAUCUGAAGAUGGGGUUAACUCCACUCGACCAACAGACGAGGUCUUAAGCAUCCUCUACAAUCUACAACUAUCAGAAGCCGGUCUUCAGAAUCUUCUUGGAAAAAAUAGUGAUUUUGUUGAGUGCUUAACCCAAUUCAUGCAACGUGGGACAUAUGAGUCCCGAGCAUACGGGGCUUUAUUGUUAAAAUCACUGAUGGAAGUAGCAGAUCCGAUGCAACUUAUUGGAUUGAAACCUCAGCUCUUCAUUGAAGCGAUCCAAAUCUUGCAAGAUCAGAUAUCCUACCAGGCCUCAAAAGCUAUACUGCAGCUCCUGAUAAAUGUUUGUCCAUGGGGGAGAAACAGGGUGAAAGCAGUUGAAGCAGGAGGAGUACCAAUCUUGAUAGAUCUCCUUCUCAAUUCUACAGAGAAGAGAGCAUGUGAGAUGAUACUGACAGUGCUGGAGAUGAUGUGUGGCUGUGCCGAAGGGAGGGCGAAGCUUUUGGGGCAUGCGGCAGGGCUUGCAGUUGUUUCGAAGAAAAUUCUUAGGGUUUCCCAGGUGGCAAGUGAGAGAGCAGUGAGGAUUCUGCUAGCGGUGUCGAAGUUCUGCGCCACACCCAGCGUUCUUCAGGAGAUGCUGCAGUUAGGUGUGGUGUCAAAGCUGUGCUUGGUGCUUCAAGUGGACUGCAGCAGCAAAAUAAAAGAGAGGGCCACAGAGGUUCUUAAGUUGCACGCUCGAGCAUGGAAGAAUUCUCCCUGCAUACCUACGAAUCUGCUCUCUUCAUAUCCUGCUUGAGAAAAGGAUGAAGGAGACAUAAAGAAAUUGAUUCGUUACUUGGGAAUUUCUUAGAAUAGACAUUUUUUGUUUGGUGUACGUAAUUGUUUAGUGUAAAAUCAGGUUAGAUAGGAGACAAAUAUACAUGGGCAAAAAAUUAGCCACAAAUAUAGUUAAAUGCAGAUGAGAUUUAAUUCCACUGGGGGAAAUUGAUCAAUUAAUUUCUUACACAGUUUAGUUCUCAUCAGUCAGUUGCCAAAUCGUUAGGUUCACACUUGACUCUCCUCUCCAAAUUGCCUAAAUUAGUAAAAUCCUUUUCUAAAAUUUCCUUAAUGCUAAUGAGGCCUUUGGAGUUGUGAAGGGAUUGGGACGCUAAAAACUUUGAAGUUAUAGGGAUGAAUCUUCAUUUUUGCGAGUUUAGGUCCAGUUUGUAUUUUGUUAUUGUUACUUUCUGAGUGUUGGUUUGCAUUGUAUACAUACAUAUACUGUAGCAUAUGUUUCACAUAAAAAAAUCCGUUGUAA